GGGGAAAUAUAAGAGACAACUUCAGAAAAUCUGUGGAGAAAAAUAAAACUGUGAGUGGUCAAAAGGCGAAAAUAAUAAAGCAGUACAAAUAAGCACAGCAGUUGAGUUUUAUAACGAAAUUCUUUGAUGAGAGGGACACAAUGUCAAACAUUGAUGACAAAGUCGCAAAUGAAUAUAAUAUUAAUGUUGAUGAUGACGUUAAUGAACCUAACCAAAAUAAAGAAUACUCUCGAAACUGUACAACAGAAGAAGUUGAUAAUCCUGUGAUCGUAGAGUCACAAAAUAGUUCUCCUUUGCCAAGUUUAAAACAAUCAGGUUCAUCUCAAUUUUCUACAUCACGAAAGAAAACAAAAUACUCGGUACCAGACGCUCCUCCUUCAAAGACAGCCGCUGCUACUGUUAUGGAGUACCUGGUAAAAAAAAAUGAAAGUAUGGUACCAUUGGAACCAAAACAUCCUGUUGACGCUUUUUUAUCCGAAAUAGGUAGCUCCAGUUUUGAAAAAAUUAACCCCACGCUACUGGCAUUACGCUAAAUCUGAUAUUUUUGCUGCCGUUCAAAACUACGAGCUUAAAAUGAUUAUGGACCAGGAACAAUUUGCGCAGCCAUCUCCUAUGUCAACGUAUUCUACUUCAUCAUACUCUGAACAGUCCUCCCCUGCAGCCGAUCAUUCUACUCCAACA
Messenger RNA from Aphis gossypii (cotton aphid), 681 nucleotides. RefSeq lists its product as uncharacterized. NCBI's taxonomy places the organism in Eukaryota, Metazoa, Arthropoda, Insecta, Hemiptera, Aphididae. Bases 141 to 533 code for a protein of 130 amino acids. The transcript has a single exon. The record is from RefSeq and is a predicted model, not a curated record.